Molecule: messenger RNA, 996 nt
Organism: Cuscuta europaea
Lineage: Eukaryota; Viridiplantae; Streptophyta; Magnoliopsida; Solanales; Convolvulaceae
Source: the annotation of a GenBank genome assembly
CCCAUUUCAUCUCAGAUUGCUUCAUCUCUUUUUAGCCAUAUCCAAACUUUCCAUCUCUACCUCCAUUUCUGUCAUUUGUUUUUAGCAGCUAGAGAGAGAUGGCGGAGGAAGCUCAGAACGGCGGUGCGACGAACGGAGCCGCUAAGGCUGUCACCUUCUCCGCUCUCAAGCCGCAGCUGUUCGUGGAAGGUUCCAAGGCAAACGACGCCGUGCAGUUCUACAAGACCGCGUUUGGUGCCGAGGAGGUCAGUCGUGUGAUGAACACGAAGAGGAAGGCCGAGCAGGAAGUUCCUCUCAUUCUCUACGCCGAGCUGAAGCUUGGUUCUACUGUUUUCCUCGUUUCUGACCUAACCGAGGACUCCUCUGCACCGGCCAAGGCUGAUGCUACUUCUGGCGUUUUUGCCUUAGAGACCGACGACGUGGAAACUGCGAUUGCUAAUGCCGUUUCCGCUGGAGCUGUUGCUGAAGGUGAAAUCUCUGAGGGUGAGGCCUCCUGCUGCGGUGGUCGCGUUGGCAAGGUGAAGGACCCAUAUGGCAACCUUUGGUUCAUCUGCUCCCCGGCUAAGAAGUCCGUAGAGUCUGUUGAGGCCUGAAAGCCGACGGAUCUUAUCUGAUCACUAUUACUGCAUUACUAUUUCAUCUUUGGGUCAUGGUAGUUUAACCCGGUAGUGGUUAGUGCUUAUAAUUACAGAGCAGUUAUCUUUGUUUUGAGACUUAAUGACGCUGUCAAAUGUCAACGCUGUUACUCUUGGUAAUUUUGACUAGUAACAAGUGGAUUUACUUUUGCUUAAUCCCUCUUUCAAUAUGAGAUUGUUUUGACAUCUUUGUUUUUUAAAUGUUUGAUUUUGUUAGUUUGGUCAUAUUUAUUCCUAUGUGAUACUUGGUAUGAUGUUGUGGGGUGCGAUGUUGCGUCCUUAAUUUCUGUAGGGUUUGAAUUUUGAACUGACCAUUAAAUUUCAAAUGUUUUACAAAAAAAAAGUUAUUCAAGGACUGACU